AUGUCGUCUAUACGACCAUUCCAAAUGGAUGACUUGUUCUCCGUGAACCCAAUCAAUAUUGAUCCCCUUACUGAGAACUUCAACCCCAGCUUUUAUAGUCAAUAUUUAAUUGAAUGGCCCACCUUCUUUUUCAAAUCAACAGAAGAAACUCAUGGUCUGUUUGAUCAACUGUACGAGAUCAGUGGAUACAUGAUGGGAAAGACAGAAGGUCGUCUUGAUAAGAAAGAAUGGCACACUCACAUCACAGCAGUGACAGUGAUGCCUACCUAUAGGAGAUUAGGACUUGCACAAGGACUCUGUGUUCAAUUAGAGAAGAUGAGUGUAGGAGGAGUAUAUGACACUUUAUUCGUUGAUUUAUUUGUUAAGGUAACUAAUUCGCUGGCUUAUAAGAUGUAUAAAGGUUUAGGUUAUUCUGUAUAUCGACGAGUGAUUGGAUAUUAUGGUAGAACCGUACCUGAAGAUAGAAAUAAUCUUGAUGAUGAAAUCGAUGCAUUUGAUAUGAGGAAAGCAUUACCUCGAGAUAUUAAACGUGAAACUGUUAGAGAUAAUGGAGAAAAGGUAUAUGUUUUACCCAAUGAGAUAGAGUUUUGA
Lizanozyma spartinae is the source of this 591-nucleotide messenger RNA. RefSeq names its product peptide alpha-N-acetyltransferase complex B subunit (gene NAT3). Gene Ontology annotation, molecular function: protein-N-terminal amino-acid acetyltransferase activity. The transcript has a single exon. Lineage: Eukaryota; Fungi; Ascomycota; Pichiomycetes; Serinales; Debaryomycetaceae. Gene Ontology annotation, cellular component: NatB complex. The record is from RefSeq and is a predicted model, not a curated record. Gene Ontology annotation, biological process: N-terminal peptidyl-methionine acetylation. The coding region runs from base 1 to 591 and encodes 196 amino acids.